Messenger RNA from Brassica oleracea var. oleracea, 895 nucleotides. RefSeq names its product VQ motif-containing protein 19-like. Lineage: Eukaryota; Viridiplantae; Streptophyta; Magnoliopsida; Brassicales; Brassicaceae. The record is from RefSeq and is a predicted model, not a curated record. The transcript has a single exon. The coding region runs from base 113 to 781 and encodes 222 amino acids.
ACUUCUUUUAUAAUCCCACAACCUCAAGAGGAGACAUCCAUUUAAUUUCAUCCUCUUCUCUUUCACUCAAACUCACACAGAAAAAAACAUUUUUUCAUUAGGGUAAACAUCAAUGGAGAUAGCAACAAAACGAGAAGAUUCAAGAAACCCAUCUUCCACUACUUCUUUAUCAGCUUCCUCUUCCAUUGUCAAUGGAUCUUUACAUCAUCAACACAUCAUAACCAGAUCUGAUCAUUACCCGACAACUUUUGUCCAAGCAGACACUUCCUCUUUCAAACAAGUCGUCCAGAUGCUAACCGGAAACUUCUCUCCGAGAUCCCCAGACUCGCCGCGUCCUCCGACGACUCCUUCCGGCAAAGGUAACUUCGUGAUUCCACCGAUCAAAACAACACAGCCGAAGAAACAUUCAGGAAACAAACUCUACGAGAGGAGAUCUAACAACAACAGUCUCAAGAACAGCCUCAUGAUCAAUACGCUCAUGAUCGGCGGCGGAAACGGUGCCGGAAGCCCGAGAUUCUCUCCGAGAAACCAGGAGAUUCUGUCGCCUAGCUGUCUUGAUUUCCCGAAGCUGGCACUGAACAGUCCCGUGACGCCGCUGAAACACGGCGGCGACGGAAACGACAGCGACACUUUUGACAGGAUGUCGCCAUUGUCGGAGGAAGAGAGAGCGAUAUCCGAAAAAGGGUAUUACUUGCAUCGGUCUCCGAGAGAAUCGGAGCCGCAGCUUCUGCCGUUGUUUCCGGUGACUUCUCCAAGAGUAUCGGCGUCGCCGCAGAAUUAAUCUACUUGAGGAGAGACGAGAGAGAAUGUUAAUAAGUUUUACUGCCACUGUAAUUUUCGUUUUUUUCUUAUCCUGCUCCGCUUUUUUAAUCCUCUCGCUUCGUUUUACUGUGUU